Sinocyclocheilus grahami is the source of this 2631-nucleotide messenger RNA. RefSeq names its product inositol 1,4,5-trisphosphate receptor-interacting protein-like. The record is from RefSeq and is a predicted model, not a curated record. The coding region runs from base 35 to 1993 and encodes 652 amino acids. The transcript has a single exon. Lineage: Eukaryota; Metazoa; Chordata; Actinopteri; Cypriniformes; Cyprinidae. Gene Ontology annotation, cellular component: membrane.
UGUGUGCAGGAAGUAACUUUUUUUCACUCAUAGGAUGGAGGACACAUUACUAAAGGUGUUUGUCGUGGUCGUCAGUCUGCUCCUCUCAAAGGAUCACAAUGUCUUUCACGACCAAGAUGACGACAUCAUGGUGAGCAUGCAAGACCAUGAGCACUUUCUAUUGGAGGAGGGGGCAAAGCUAGAACAUGGGGAGCACAAUGUUGCCAUGGAGCUGCCACAUUCAAAUCAGGAAGAGUCACAAAGUCAUUGCAGGGUGCCGAGAGGAGAGGGGGACACAUCAGAUGUUCAACAAAUUACGCCAAAUGUCAAGACCACAGUGUUGCACGAGGAGCAAAUGUCCCCAGUGGGAGAGCAAAAUGACUUCCACCAAAAGGCAUUUGCACCAGAUGACCAGAAAAUAUUGGCUAUUGACACAGACAAACAGACAUUGCAUAUGUUAAAGGAAGGCCUAACACAUGAGCAUGUCAACGUGGACCAGUCAGGGCCCACUGUGGAACAGAAUGUCUCUCAGGGGGAGGCGGCACACCCGGAAAAGCCACAAGCUGGCUGGACUGAUACCCAUCACGAACAUCAAGUUGAUCAGGGAUUAUUCAUUGACCAAAAAAUACCAACUUCAAGUCAAAGGUUGACAACGAUAACUCAAGAGAAACAAUCUAGUGACCAAGAGGACACCUACAGUUGGUACCUUUGGAAGACACUCUCCUUGAUUUCAUUUUUUCGUAUUUUAAAAAAAUUCCUCAGAAAGGGUUCCAAGCUGCAAAGUAAGAUGCUGAGAUGCCUGAACAUGUCCCAAGUUUCAGAUCUUGAUUCCAAGACCUUAAUUAGCUUCCAUAACCAGUGUAUCCUGGUUCCACCUAGUCACAGUUGGCAAACUUGUGAGUUUGUAGAGGGUUUUGUGAAUGACCUGCUGGAAGCUGUGAGGACUACAGGUUCAGACAUGGAGAUUGAGGACUUUAUUGGUGUUGGGAGCUUAUACGAGCAAUGGGCUACAAGAAAAAGCAUUGUGUGCGACAUACAUGUACCCGUCAUCCCUCCAAAGCCGUAUAGCUUCGAGUUUGAGCUUUUGAAAGAAAGUAGAGGUUCUUCAACCAUCCAGUACUGUUGCAGAGUCAAGAUGGUCAAAGGCGGUGCCAGUUCAACCAUCUGCCCUUGCAGCAAUUCCAACCUAGAUGAUGACGAUACGUUGUGUCUUCUACAUCCAGAUAAAAAAGAAGAUCAUGUGACUGAAAAGUACAUUAAUGACUUUCUAUGCCAAGAAAAUAGCUCAUAUCUUGCUAAAACGCAUGUUGUGAAGUGGUUUAAGACAGCCGUUAGGAAAGCAUGGGAUGAGAUCAGCCACAAGUAUGAAUUUGACCUACUAUUCCAGAAUAGAGAAAACCCUGGAAGUCUCAAAGUUCGUUUCAGGUCAGGUCGGGUCAUUCUGUUCAAUCUCACACCUGUGGUCAGAUUUAAAGACUCUGAGGUACAUCUGAUCCCGUAUUCUUCCUCUGCCAUAUUCUCGGACACCCAUUGGCCUGUAUGUUUUACACGCUACGAAAACGCCCUUCUUCAACACAUAACCAAAACGCUUCCAUACAAUGCAUGCCAUAUUCAAUGCCUACAGAUCCUUUCCUUCCUACACAAAUACCAGACUGGCCUGACUGGACCAUGUGGGCUAACAAACUACCACUUGAAGAACGCAGUGUUACAUCUUCUGGUCAACAAAACCUUAUCUUGGGACCCUGAGCAGAUGGCUUGCAGACAUAAUGACCUGCUGACUUUUUUACAGCAGAAACUCAAAGCUAAAUCACUAAACCAUGCUCUGGUUGGGAAUCCUCUAAUUCCUAGUGAGAUUGGAUUACCAGAAGAGUUCAGAGUGGGAAAACCUGUUAACUUGUUUCUGCCCUUGUCAAAUGAAGAGAUGUACUUAAAAACAAAUAGACACUUACUGGAGAUGAUUAGAAACAUGCCAGUGCUGAUAUAUGAAUAUGGAUCAAUGAGAAACAUUUUAUAAGAAAAAAAUAAUAAAAAAAUGUUUGAGAUACUGUGCCGGAAAUGCUUAAAUGUACUUUUGCUCAGGUGUUCAUUAUUUCAUAAUGCAUCUACUCUUUUGGUGACAAAUGUAAAGAGACGAAAGAAUUUGUGAAUUCAGUUUAUCAUAUUAACUUCACAAGGUAUAACUACAUAGUUGGCACUUUUAGUCCUUAAGACAACCGUCAUCAGUAAAAGACAUCCUCCUAGUAAUCAUCAUCUGAUUCCCAGAACAACUCAGUCAUCAUGGCCAGCUAAAGAAAAUUCAGGCAUGGACUCUUCUGGUGAAAGAGGUGAUGAGGUUUCUGGGCCCAUCUUCAAAUACCAAGACUCACUGGUGAUCAUUGUCUUACCUGAUGAAAACUGAAAAACUUGGUCAGCAAGGAAAAGAAUCUGGGUAGGCCCAAGUCAAACUUAAUUUCAUUUAGGAAGUUAAUCCAUUUGUACAAACCAAAUGCAACUGGAGGAGCAAGACAUGUAGAUGCACAACAGUUGCAGACUGUGGAAUCACCAUAUAGCUCAGUCCACCUACAGCACACAAAUCUACAAUUACUACUCUCAGACUUGGGUAGAUGAAUUUAAAACUUUAAAAAGAAAACUACAAACUGUUUAAUAGAGUAU